Molecule: messenger RNA, 2445 nt
Organism: Schizosaccharomyces osmophilus
Lineage: Eukaryota; Fungi; Ascomycota; Schizosaccharomycetes; Schizosaccharomycetales; Schizosaccharomycetaceae
Gene: sea2
Product: GATOR2-SEACAT complex WD repeat subunit Sea2
Exons: 1
Coding region: 1-2445 (814 amino acids)
Biological process (GO): positive regulation of TOR signaling
Molecular function (GO): protein binding
Source: RefSeq, a predicted model, not a curated record
AUGUCCAAAAGUUCUUUUUCCUCCAAACCAGCAAUCACAUAUUCCAAAGUCGCUGCAACCUAUUCGUCUAGGACACAGAAACCUAUCUUCGAUUACCAAGAUUGGGCUCUUCAAACUCAAGGAAGUGUAAACUCGCUAUCACCUAGUCCCGACUUUACAAAAUUUGCAAUUGCUGGCCGCGAACUCUUGGAAAUUCUCGCCCUCAACCCAAAUCCCACCAGAACUCCUAUUCGAAUCAAAAACUUUUCUUCCGGAAAUACCCACGAAAAGAACACCUCCUGCAACGAUGUCAAAUGGGGAAACACGUUUUCCGAAAACUAUUUAUUUACUUGCUCCCCUUUAGGUGACCUAAAUGUUUGGGAUAUUGAUUCUUCCCAAAACAUUUCCAAAUUCACUGAUCAUUCAAGAGCCAUUCAUAGUAUCGACAUCUCCAAAUUCCAUUCUUCAUACGUUCUAACUGCGUCGCAGGACGGCCUUACGAAGUUGUGGGAUUUUCGUGAACCUCACUCCGCCCAAACGUUCCGGGGCAAUUCAGAAGCCGCCAGAGAUGUCGCAUUCUCUCCUUCUGAAAUCAAUGAAUUCGUCGUUGCCUAUGAUAACGGUACUGUCCAAAAAUGGGAUUUGCGUUAUAGUAAAAGUCCUUCUCUAAAGCUUUCGGCUCAUAAUGGAGUUGCAUUGUGUAUUGAUUAUACUCCUAAUGGCUCCCUACUCGCUUCUUGUGGACGAGACAAAUCAAUCCGAAUUUGGGACAUCAGCAAUAAUCAACGCAAAGCGUUUUCUACCAUUAACACAAUUGCUCCUGUAAACCUUGUUCGUUGGGAGCCGUCCGAGGCGAACAAUGCUACCUGUAGGCUGGCCAGCUCUUCCCUUGUGGGUGAUGAUACUAUAAACCUUUGGGAUGUUCCCCGGCCCUAUAUUCCUCACCGCAGCCUCAACCAUCAUGAAAAUAACGUAACAGCUUUGCAAUGGAUCUCUCCCAAUGUCCUUUUGUCAUCCAGCCGUGAUGGAGUCCUUUCACAGUCUCGUCCAAACGAUGCGAUUAGCUACAUAGAUUUAAUGCCCUCCUCUGCUGUGUCAUGGUCUACAAACGGUUUGAUUGCUUUUUCUUCUAAUAGCAAAAAGAGUUUUAACAGUCGUCCCCAGGUUCAUCGAACUCCUUCUCGUGAAAGUAAUAUAAGUUCUUUGAAGACUGCACUACAUGCAAAGCAGGAACCGCACUUGUCGAAACAGAAUUCCGGUAAUUUUUCUGAACUUUCUUCUUCUCAAGAUAAUAUCCAGCUGAGCACAGCUUCUUUAUUUCAUAAUACUUGUCACCAGUUUGUCCAGCUUGCAAAGUCGUAUCAGCUUGCUGGCGAAAUCAGUACUGCAUGUCAACAGAAUGCCAAACUUGCUUGUCAUUUCGGUGCCUAUGAAGCUCAGGCUAUGUGGGAUUUCUUAUUCUUUUCUUCACUUAGUCCAAGUCAUAGAGAACAUUUCUUAUCAAUGGACGACUAUGAGUUUUCGCUCUCUGAUGAAAAUCAUUCUAUUUCAACAAAAAAUAAGUCAGAGAAGAGUCAACACUCUUCAGCUGAGUCUGAAGCACUCUCUGAUGACUUCUUUGAAUCAUUACUAUCCAGUUCAUCUCUCAGUUCAUCAAUACUGUCGGUGGAUUACGAGGAUAACCUAGAUAAGGCUGUGUCACAAAGCUUAAAUCAAAGAACGGAACUUGGAACAUCCACGAAUUCUCGCAAAGAUGGAAUACCAUCUUUCCAAGGAGGUAGAAAUAGUAUCUCCUCAUUACAUUUUUUUGAUUCGGUUGCUUCUAACGUUUCUGCUCAUUCCCAGUACGAUAUGCCAAAUUCUUUACACCAGGGCUCUAUAACCUCCGCUUCAAACAAAUCCCGGGAUUAUGGUACAAGUCUUGGAAGUUUGUCUAAUCGCACUUCUAUUUUUCAUGAACAGUUCUCUUUUGGUGCCGAAGAGCAACCUCCUACAGAUUUGAUGGAUGUGGUGACUUCGUCUAUCGUACAAUGCAUCGACGAGUCAGAUGUACAGACUGGUGCUUCGGUGUAUUUGUUGUUUUCCGCGUUUCCUAUCAACAUCCCCCGUCCUCAAUUGGAUGAUUUGAUAGAUAGUUAUGUGGGCCUUUUACGGCGUAUGGGAAUGUUUUGUGAAGCAUCAUACGUCGUUAAACAUUCCUCGCAAGUUGUUAAAUAUAAAUAUUCAGCAAAUCGCGAUUUGUCAUUCGGUUACAGGUCGAAUUCAAAGGCUUUUACGAAAAAUGUAUAUUCAAAGCUUGAGAGAUGCUGUUUUUGUGAGUUACCUUUGAACGGUAUUAUCACUUCAUGUCAUGGUUGUGGACAUUUGGGUCAUGAAAGUUGUUUGAGGGAUUGGUUUUUUAAUGAAUCUGCUGAAGAAGGUUUGCUAUGUCCUGUUCCCGGUUGUGGACAAGUAUGCUUAGGAUAA